Messenger RNA from Cadophora gregata, 3134 nucleotides. RefSeq lists its product as uncharacterized. Gene Ontology annotation, molecular function: GTPase activity; GTP binding; U3 snoRNA binding. The coding region runs from base 80 to 2515 and encodes 811 amino acids. The record is from RefSeq and is a predicted model, not a curated record. Lineage: Eukaryota; Fungi; Ascomycota; Leotiomycetes; Helotiales; Ploettnerulaceae. Gene Ontology annotation, cellular component: nucleus; preribosome, small subunit precursor. The transcript is spliced from 2 exons. Gene Ontology annotation, biological process: endonucleolytic cleavage of tricistronic rRNA transcript (SSU-rRNA, 5.8S rRNA, LSU-rRNA); maturation of SSU-rRNA from tricistronic rRNA transcript (SSU-rRNA, 5.8S rRNA, LSU-rRNA); ribosome biogenesis.
CGAUAAACACAAUCUCGACAAUUAUUCCAAUCUGGCGUCCAAUAUUCCCUUCCGUUUCAAGGCCGGAGGCAACGGCACUAUGGCUCCAUCUGCGCAGUCCCACUCGCAUAGGAGUACGACGAAAGGUACACAGAAAGGGUUUAAAUCCAGGAAGGCCACUAAGGGCGCAUUGAAGGAAAUUUCUAAAGGAAAGCUUGCAGAUCUCGGUCACCGCAAGACGCCUCAUCAACAAAUGAUGUCGAAGUUUGACCGUCGCAAUCAGAACAAACAGAAGCAGCUGAACAAGCACAAGGAACAUUUGAGGGACACCAAUGUCUUUGCGGGUCGUGACGGCGCACCACGGAUUGUAGCUGUUAUCCCAUUGUGCGAAGAUGGAGAUGCUGCUGCAGCAGUGCGCCUGUUGAGUGGCAGUCUGGAUAUCGAAGCCGAGGUACCAGACGAGGGGCUACUGCGAACGGAUAUCGAUCGAUUCAAGCAGAAGAUACAAUACAUUGUGCUGCAGCGAGACUUGGUGGCUUGUCUGGAUGCUGGUAGAGUGGCAGAUUUCGUCAUAUUCAUUCUGUCUCCAGAUCAAGAGGUCGAUGCUCUUGGAGAACUCAUAAUUCGAAGCGUCGAAAGUCAGGGCUUGUCAACUCUUAUGACGGUCGUCCAGGGACUUGACAAGGUGGAACCGGCAAAGAGGAGGCCCCAGGUAUUGGCUUCGUUGAAGUCGUAUGUUACACAUUUCCAUCCGGACCAGGAGAAAGUACACAGCCUGGACUCAAGGCAAGAAUGUGCCAACCUCAUACGAUCGCUAUGCACGACAACACCGAAAGGCGUCCGAUGGAGGGAGGAUAGAAGCUGGAUGCUUGUGGAUGAUGUACAGUGGCCGGAAAAUGAGCAAGAUAAUGUUGUUCUUACGGGAGUUGUCAGAGGCAAGGGUUUGAAAGCAGACAGACUUGUCCAGGUUGGAGACUGGGGUGAUUUCCAGGUUGAGAAGAUUACUGCGGCACCUUUGACUUCGAAAAAGAGGAGGCAGGACGAGAUGACAGUAGACGAAGCCGAUGCAGAGAAUGUGCUUGAUACCCCAACGAUGGACCAGGACGAUAUUGCAGACUUGGCUCCAGAAGAGAUCAUGAUGGAUGAUGAUCUUGAUGCCACAAUGUCGGUAGCAACAAGCGACAAGCGUGGAGUGCUUUUAGACGACCAUCACUAUUUCUCAGACGAUCAAACGCAUAUGCCGGCGAAGCCCAAACGAUUGCCGAAGGGUACAUCAGCAUAUCAAGCAGCAUGGUAUUUGGGGGACAACUUCUCUGAUUCCGGAUCUGACUAUGAAGAUGUCGAUGAGCAGGGUGACUUUUCUAUGGGUGCACCAGCUUUGCCACAAGAUGGAGUUGAAGGAUUUGCACCACGAGAGCCCACUGAAUUUGCUCCUACAGAAUACGCAAAGUCCGAGAUGUUCCUUGACCCAACACCAGAUGAUGAGGCAGAAGCGGAGCAACUUGCAGCGUUCAGAAAUCGGAAUGUGGAUGAGGCAGAGGACGAUCGUGAAUUUCCAGACGAGAUCGAGUUACAUCCUCAUGUCCUUGCUCGGGAAAGGCUGCUUAAGUAUCGUGGAUUGAAAAGUUUGCGUGAGAGUCACUGGGAGGAAGCUGAAGACAGAGCUUAUGAGCCGGAAGACUGGCGAAGACUACUUCAAGUGCCUGAUUACAAGUCCACGAGAAGUCAAGUUACGAGAGAAGCCUUGAUCGGCGGCGUACAAGCUGGCACUCGAGUUCAUAUCCAUCUUCGCAACGUUCCCAGUUCUCUUCGAUCAUCUCACAAUCCAUCCCGCCCGCUAAACCUUUUCUCCUUACUUCGCCACGAACACAAGCGCUCAGUUCUCAACUUCAACUUUACGUUGAGCACCGACUACACGACUCCUAUCAAAGCCAAGCAGGAGAUGAUCAUGCAAUGUGGUCCUCGACGCUUCGUCAUAAACCCUCUCUUCUCACAAGGAGGCAACACAUCCAAUGAUGUCCACAAGUUCGACCGCUUCUUGCAUCCUGGUCAAUCGACAAUAGCGACGUUUGUCGCACCCAUGACUUGGGGUUCUGUGCCAACACUCUUCUUUAAGCGUAACAUCCCCAGCGAAGAGAACUCCUCCCCACUUCCCCUCACCCUUCUCGGAACCGGUACUUCGAUGGCACCAUCCUCCUCUCGCGUAAUCGCUAAACGUAUCAUCCUUACGGGUCACCCGUACAAAAUCCACAAGAAGCUCGUGACAAUUCGCUACAUGUUCUUCAACCGCGAAGACGUCGAGUGGUUCAAAGCAUUACAGUUGUGGACGAAGCGAGGUCGCAGUGGGUUUAUCAAGGAGAGUCUGGGUACACAUGGUUAUUUCAAGGCUACCUUUGAUGGGAAGAUCAAUCCUCAGGAUUCUGUUGGUGUCAGUUUGUAUAAGCGUAUGUGGCCAAGGACUGCCAGGGUUUGGAAGCCGGAGGAAUUGGUUGCUGGGGAGGGCGAUGUGGCUAUGGAGGUUGAUGAUGUUGUUUAGAUGGGUUCAAGGACUGGAGUUAUAUAGGGCUAGGAUGUCCCUUAGACAAAAAUGGCAUCUGACGAAUCGAAAUGACGUGCUUUAGCUGGAGUCAAGAACCAUCUGGACUGAUUUUGGACAUAUGGAUUUGAUUUCCAUGGAGCUGCUCGUAACAGAUCCAAAUUCCCUAAGUAGAAAUAAGCAUCAAUUCCUCUGGACAACAAAAUCUCGCCAAGCAUGUUGUUACAUCUCCUUAUCUAAGCGAGGUAUGGACCGCACAAGCUGAGCUGCCAGCAAAAAUAAAUCGUGUAAACCGAAUCCCUCCCGCCCUUCGCUCUUUCACUAUUUAGAUGCUAAAUACCAUUCAUACAUCCGCUAUACCAAGCCACAAUUUCCCAUAUCUACAGCACAAAAGUGCGCUCGCCAAAAGGGUAAAAAAUGAGGUGUCCGAGAUAUUCUCGGGGACAUGAACUCGAAGAACUGGAUAUGCUCUCUGACGGGGAGUCGAACCCCGAUCUCCCGCGCUUUGUCUGUUAUGACAAGCGGAAAUCAUGACCGUUAGACCAUCAAAGAUGUUUGCUUUGAAGCUGUUCAUGUCGGAGAUGUUCUUAUUUGAGCAUAUACGAGCAUUACUAGCGAC